Messenger RNA from Rubroshorea leprosula, 883 nucleotides. The record is from the annotation of a GenBank genome assembly. Lineage: Eukaryota; Viridiplantae; Streptophyta; Magnoliopsida; Malvales; Dipterocarpaceae.
AUUUAUUCAUAAUUAUAUUUCCUGUAAAAUUGUAGUCCUGCAAAAGGCUUUAUCCAAAUAGUAUUUUUACAAAGGUCAGCUUGGCCAAUCAAGCUUUUAAUUCACUCAUAUGCUGUUCUGAGUUUUUUCUCUUUUAUUGCAAUAGAGCAUGAUAUGGUACCUGUCAAACGGAAAUGCUGAAACAUGGUAAAAGAUCAAGAUCCUUAUCAGGAAAUGCAGAAGACCUUAUUUCUCUUAGGAGCAUGAAGUCCGAAGUUCAAUUCAGUGUCAUAAAAUGAGGAUGAAAGAAAGCUCACGAUUGUUAAUGGAACUAUGUCAUGAUGAGCUCUUAUAUGAUAUGAUGGAUGAGUACUUGAAGGCCCCUAAGCUACCAAGAAAGCAAGUAUUUGUCAUGGCCUUGAACUUGAAAUCUAAGUUUCUUGGCACUGCAUCUAGAUUUCAGAUCUACGAAUUUGCAAACUACGAUUCCUCCUUCUUUCCAAACUCCAGUCUCCUCUCCUUUGCGUAGACUGCACUGUAGCUCAUUGGCUUUGUUUCUGUUCUUCAAUCAGUCAAUUCCCUUCAACCUAUCAUUCUCAGCAACCUUCGAAAGGUCGUGCCCAUAGCUUUGUUUCUAUCCUUCAAUCUGAUAUAAAGAAUUUUUUCUAAAAUUUUGUUAACUUGGGGUAUUUGUUUUUGUUUUAGGAAGUUAUUUCCUCAACUUGAAAUUAUUGAACAAGCUUAGUUUAAGUUGUUGCUGCAGAGUUUGCCUUACUGGAUUGGAUGGAUGCGUACACAUGUGCCACUUACUACUCUUUUAUGCCCAUUUUCUUAAUGGACUUAUUACUAGACAUAUAUGGUAGUAGUUUAUGCAUUUUUUUUUCUAUAAACUUUGCUGAAUUUA